UUGUUUUUGACUAGUAGGAUUAGUACAAGGACGUUCCUUGGCAAUGCCGGCCACCUCAACGUGGUGCCAAGGUCCAGUACUUCGUAUUGUCGGGGGAAGCCAAGAGCCAGCGACGUUUUUCUUGUGGAAGACCCGUUGGCCCUUAGGCUACGGCGUUGUACAGCACCGGGACCAGCCGCGUCGUGCUGGGGCAGAAAUAUAUCCAAGAAGGUCCUGGGGCAGAAAUAUAUCCAAGAAGGUCCUGGGGCACGUGUCGACGUGCUAUCAGCAGUAUCAUCUGCACCAGAUUACUGCUGA
Molecule: messenger RNA, 297 nt
Organism: Trypanosoma theileri
Lineage: Eukaryota; Euglenozoa; Kinetoplastea; Trypanosomatida; Trypanosomatidae
Exons: 1
Source: RefSeq, a predicted model, not a curated record